This is a messenger RNA of Exaiptasia diaphana, 1188 nucleotides long. Its product is annotated as oxygen-dependent coproporphyrinogen-III oxidase, mitochondrial. The coding region runs from base 1 to 606 and encodes 201 amino acids. The transcript has 3 exons. Gene Ontology annotation, molecular function: coproporphyrinogen oxidase activity. NCBI's taxonomy places the organism in Eukaryota, Metazoa, Cnidaria, Anthozoa, Actiniaria, Aiptasiidae. The record is from RefSeq and is a predicted model, not a curated record. Gene Ontology annotation, cellular component: mitochondrial intermembrane space; cytoplasm.
AUGAAGAGCAGAGGCAAAGAAUUCAAGGGGAAUAAUCUACCAUUCUUUGCUUGUGGAAUCAGUUCUGUCAUUCAUCCAAGAAAUCCUAUGGUUCCCACAAUGCACUUCAAUUAUCGAUACUUUGAAGUGACUGAUGAUGAUGGUAAAAAGCAUUGUUGGUUUGGUGGUGGCACUGAUUUGACUCCAUACUAUCUAAACAAGAAUGUAAGUGGUAGGAAAAAUGAAAGCGAAUGUAGAGGAAUAGGUGGAAUUUUCUUUGAUGACCUGGACAAGCCCUCUGAAGAAGAACUUUUUCAGUUUGUCAAGGCUUGUGCAUCAGCUGUGAUCCCAGCUUAUAUACCUCUUGUAGAGCAGCAUAAAGACGAUCCUUACACCGAAAAAGAACGUGAAUGGCAGCUUUUAAGACGGGGAAGAUAUGUGGAGUUCAAUCUUGUUUAYGACAGAGGCACAAAAUUUGGUCUUUACACGCCAGGGUCUCGGAUAGAAAGUAUUCUAAUGUCCCUACCGCUGACCGCUCGUUGGGAGUACAUGCAUGUUCCAGAGAAGGGGAGUCGAGAGGAAGAACUGCUAGAAGUAUUGCGCAAUCCAGUGGACUGGGCUGAAUAGUAACGUACAAUGAUUAUAGACUGAUAUUAGUAGUGAGAUAUGUUUAAUUAUCGGUUACUAAAUUGAAAUUGAAUUUUACCCUUGUCCUAGUACAACAAAAUUAURUGUAGGCAUGCGUUAUGAAUAUUUCUAUAGAGAGUAUUUUUGUAAUUCUUUGAUGAAUUUGAAAUCAAGAAAUCAAGAAAUUAUAAAAAAUAUGUUUUGUAUAAACUAUGUUUAUCAUGGAUAUUUUUUACAAGUACGCCUCGACCUUUUUUAGCCUGCAAUUCACAAUUGAUUGAAUUUUGUCGUGCUCGUGUUUUAUGUAUUCUCGUUGRUGGUGUCCCAUGGAAUCUCAGCUUGACUGAAACCAUGGUUUCUUGGCAAUAUUCAUUGGUGGAUAUUUUAUCUAUUUUAAUUCGCUUUACUGCAUGUAGAGCUGCCUGAAGAUCUAUUCAGUUUUAUACAGCAGUCUUUAUUCUCGCGAGUCAACCGUGUUUUGGGAUUACUUUGACAUGUUGAAAAAUCUUCUAGUUGUAUGGUGAAUUAAUCAGUCCCAUGUAUAAUAAUUCAUAACGAUGAUGAUGAUGAUGAUUGUAAUUA